GUGAAUGACGCGCUGCGUCGUUCGGACCGAUGGUUCUGAUCAGAACGUGAAGAACCGUCGCGGUGGUUCUGUCACAGGGGCGGAGGCUCGGAGACCCCGGCCCCCCGGCCCCCCGCCGCCAGCAGCCAGCGCGCCCCGCAGGACGAGGCGAGGAAGGAGGACAGGACGAGUCGGGUCCAGAUGGAGGCCGGUGCCGGGACCGAGUCGCCACAGAUCAGCGCAGAAAACUGCUUCGACAUUCUGACGCGAGCGAAGCGCGACGGCGCGGAGGGCGCGCGGCGGCGGGCGCUCGGCUUCAUGAGCCGCCACUACCUGCAGGUGCUGCGGACCCCCGCCGUGUUCGGCCGACUGACGGCGGCGGAGCGGGAGCUCAUCCUGGCCCGCAGGAUGGAGGGGACCAAGGUGCUGGCGGUGGCCGAGAGCAGCGACGCGUCCGACCGCGGCGGCAGCCGAGAGAGCAGCCGGCCGCAGAGCCCGCAGCCGCCCGCCCCGGAGGACCCCGAGCACCGCCGGGUGUUCUGCCUCCACCCGGACACUCGGCGGUGGGAGGUGCUGACCCGCCUGCCGGAGGACGUCCCGGCUAAAGGCUCCGGCAUGUGCACCAUGUACAACUACCUGUUCGUGGCGGGCGGGAUCAGGGCGCACGGGGACGGCCGCUCCAAGGCGUCGGACCGGGUCUUCUGCUACAACCCGCUGACCGGCCUCUGGAGCCAGGUCCGGCCGCUGAGCCAGCCCCGCUGCCAGCUGCGGCUGGUCUCCAUGGACGGACACCUGUACGCCAUCGGGGGCGAGUGUCUGUUCACGGUGGAGCGCUACGACCCGCGCGUGGACCGCUGGGCUCCGGUGGCGCCGCUGCCCAGAGGCUCCUUCGCCGUUGCGCACGAGGCGACGUCCUGCGGCGGGGAGCUGUUCGUGUCCGGCGGCUCGCUCUUCUACCGCCUGCUGCGCUACGACUCCCGCCGGGACGAGUGGGAGGAGUGUCCGUUCAACGAGAGCCGGCGGCGGUCCACGGACAUGGUGGCGCACCGCAGCCUCGUGUACCGCUUCGACGUGGACCGGGAGCGCGCGGGAGUGAGCGUGUACAAGUACAACACGGCGGCGAAGGCGUGGCACGGCGGCGCGUCCUUCCCGCUGGAGAACCCGCGGCCGUUCCGCUGCGCGGUGCUCGGGGAGCGGAUCUACUGCGUCAACCGGAGCCACACGCUGCAGUUCGAGGUGCGGGAGGAGCGCGAGGGGUUCGGGCCCGAGGUGCUGCCCCCCCCCGCAGAGGCCAGAGGAGCCCUGGUGCCCUUCGUCCUGUCGCUGGACCGGGACGAAUAGAGACACGCCCCUGGUCCUGGACCGGGACCAAGAGUGUGAAGAGAAAAACACAUGGAGCUGCCUUCAUCCUCAUGCUCCUCUUCCUCAUCGUCUUCAUCCUUUUCCUCAUGCUCCUCUUCCUCAUCGUAUUCGUCAUCCUCCUCUUCAUCCUUUUCCUCAUC
Scophthalmus maximus (turbot) is the source of this 1481-nucleotide messenger RNA. Its product is annotated as kelch repeat and BTB domain-containing protein 11-like. The transcript has a single exon. The record is from RefSeq and is a predicted model, not a curated record. NCBI's taxonomy places the organism in Eukaryota, Metazoa, Chordata, Actinopteri, Pleuronectiformes, Scophthalmidae. Gene Ontology annotation, molecular function: protein binding. The coding region runs from base 181 to 1320 and encodes 379 amino acids.